Molecule: messenger RNA, 3229 nt
Organism: Grus americana (Whooping crane)
Lineage: Eukaryota; Metazoa; Chordata; Aves; Gruiformes; Gruidae
Gene: RHEX
Product: regulator of hemoglobinization and erythroid cell expansion
Exons: 7
Coding region: 891-1373 (160 amino acids)
Source: RefSeq, a predicted model, not a curated record
CGCUCCCCAAAUCUCCUGCGAACCGAUGAGAGUGGGUCUGCCAGUCUGCCGUUUGCAGCCUGCUGGUAUUAACUAUUAACUAUUAACUAUUAACUAUUAACUAUUGACCAGAACAGUUUUCCAGAAAACGGGCAGGCGGAGGCCCGUUCACCCCCCAGCAGACACCAAGCCGUGCCAGGCUCUGCGCCCCUGUCCUUAUGAUUUAAAAUGUUUUACCCCUAUAGAAGACUCUGGAAGCACCCAGAGGACUUUUUCUGGGUGGCAGCUGAAUUGCUCAGGGCUGAGGCAGCUCCGCUGCUGCUGGGCAGAGCUCUCUGCCCUUGGGAACCGCUUUGCUCCAACGAAGCUCAGCACCAUUUUAGCACAAAGAUGCUGGAAGAUGGAGCAAGAGGGAGAAGUGCCUGGGGGAUACAGUAUCCCCCAACCCCAGCGCAUAAGCGGCUGCAGAACAGUAGAGAAACACCCAAUAUAUUUAAAUGAGCCUGUUGACAGAGGAGAAGCGUCAUGGAACCUCAUGUGGGCUUGUUCUUGCCCUCACCAUGGGGGUAGAGCGAGACCGCAUCCGGCACCGAUCCGGCAAGCGCUUCUGCACCGCUGGACCCUGCGGCUGCACAGCCACCGAAAAUGCUGCCAAAACGUCCUUAAUUCCUGCUCCAUCCAGCUCCAGCUGCCCAGGUCCUGUGGGAAAGGAGAGGCGCGGCAAGCUCUGAUCGCCCAGUCUAUCAAACAUAUUAUUACGGCUCCUUUAAUCAUCGCAUCAAAGCUUUAGUUGAAGAGAAGCUCCCUAUGUCAGCCGUUUAUAAAUAGGCUAGCUGCCUCUCUCUGUCCCCUCGAGACUUCCAGCAUCUUGCUGGGCAUCACAGCGGCCGCCGAGACGCCUCGCAGGGAGGAUGAGCACUUGUCAGUGGUGGAUGUUUGUUGCCACCGCAGCUGUCACCUUGAUCCUAUACGCUCUCCUCUUACUGACACUUUACAUCAUGCUCAGCAGGAAAAUAGCCAGCCAUUCCUGCAGCAAGCAGGCGAGCGGCAGCCCCGCAGCACAGCCCCAACAGCCUCCGACCUCUUCGGCGGAAGGGAAAGGGGUGCAAAGACCGACCUUCACGGGGAGCAGCGACACGUCUUCAGAGACCUCGGAUGACUCGGACAGCAACCCUUCCUGCCCGCAGGACCCUCGCUCAGAAGAAAAUCUCAAUUACACAUCCCUGGUCUUCCCAGGGAAAAGCUGUGGGCCAGGCUCCACCGGGGACUACGAGAACAUGAAGACUGGGGCAGACUACGUCAACGUGGACCCCAAAAAGAGGAAAGCAGAUUUUUGGCUCUGCUCCAGCCCCGUGGCAUCCAAGUCCAUCGAGUACACCGAGGUGAAGCUCUGACUCCCGGGAUGCUGCGCGCGGGGUUUCGGGUCAGACCGCUGCCGUGAAGGGGAGAUGCCCGAAGCCUCCAGCAGCCGCGGGACCAGGGCUUCCCCUUCCCCUCGGUCAGUGCCUGGCACAGGCUGACGCCUGCCAGCUUUUAUUCCUUGUAACACUCUAACCCAGUGAUACAAUUUGCUUGGUAUUUUACUUAAAAGCAUCACUGUUACUGAAGGCUGCUGAGCGCAGGAUAGCAUGGGGAAGUGUUCCUCCUGCCCAGCCUGAAAUGUGCUCGCCAGUUUUGUGUGAUGGCCCUUUUUCCCAUUGCAUGAAAGCAAAUGAAACUUCCUUCCCUGCCCCUCAAAAUGGGAUGUAGUUCAGGGGCGGAAAUGCAGUGGUCUUCAAAAUACCCACCCGAACUGGCUGGCAUCUCCCCUGAACCAUGCUUUCUUUGCUGAUUGCUGUCAUAAAAUCCUUUAAAGUACAGCUCCUCCGCUGGCUUUCCCCUCGCUGCCCGCCAAGCCCUGACUCAUUGCCUUCCCCUGCACCCCUUUUUCUCUGAUGCUCAAAGUCUUUCCAAGUCCCCGUCACCCUCAGAGCUGUUGUUGGGGCUGGGAUGGCCGUGCAGGCAGCUUGACCCCCCCGUCCAUGCAUGGGGGGGAUGCCAGGGCCAGGGAACGAGGGUGGCCUUGCUGGGGAGCUUCCUCCCCCAGCUGAAAGCCACAGUCAUCAGCCCAGCUGGCAAAUGGCUGAGGGCUUCCCAGGGGAUUUAUAUCCCCCCUCCCCAGCUGCAGGACCUGGGCUGGCUGCUGGUCCCUCUGGGCUGUGAGGGACACAGGACUGGACCACAGAGCUCCAUGUGAGCAUAGGCACAUCAAAUCCCUCUGUAUCUUCUGGGGAGGGAGGAUAUUCCCUGUCUCCCCCCUUUUCCUCCUUUGCCCCUGUACCGAAUGCCCUGGGUGCAGGAGUUGGCUUCUCCCCCAGCCACGUGGUGCCUGCACCCAACAGAGCUUUGGGGGGGGGGGGGGUCAGUGCCCUGGGCUGGGGCACACGCCACUGCUCCCCCUGUGAUCUGACACCACGUUUCAUGUUUUCCUUAAGUGUCAGAUGAAUUCCUAGGGGACUUGGAGUACAGCGCUGCAAUUUUCUCUAACAAAACUGACUUAGGCGCUCUCCAGCUUGCAGAGAUAAACUUGGGUUUGUGAACUGAAAAUGCUGGGAAGGCCGUUAUGUUCUCGGAGGUGCUGCUUCCCCUGUUGUCAGUGAUUACAUUUGUCAGGUCACCUUCAUGCUCCCGAGGUCCUGGAGAGCCAGCGCCCGGCCAGCCCUGCCUGCAGCUGGGGCUUGCUGUCCUCAUUCCGCUGCAGCAAAAUUGCUGCUGCAAAUGGAGCUGGUUCCCUCCCAUCACUUUGCAUUUUGUUACUUAUGAUUUUUUUCAAGAAAUAAACUUUCAAAGUGCUGGGGAAAGGGAACUGGGACCUCUACUAGGUUGAUGGAGCCGCUGGCUUCCUGCACAGCCCCUCUUCAUCAGGGAUGGAGCUGCCCCAAGCGCACUUUGAAUCGGCUUGGCAGCGAUGUGCUUUAAUGAAAGGUUGUGAGACGAUUGAUUUGGUAUCGAUCCUGGGGAGGGCUCGGAGGUUAGGCACUCCUGGUUUUGUGACCUUGUUGUGCAGAUCUGGAUCAAUUUGAAGGGCACAUGAAGGAAAAGGUUCAAAAAACCAAACAAUCUCUGGGAAGUGUUGCUAAAGGCCAGGAGAGGAGGGUUUAUGGAACUGGAGAUGAGGUCAAAACCAGCUAGUGGGAGUUUCUGCAAAAAUUGAUUCAAAUGUUUUGUGAUUAAAAUAUGAAAAUACUUUGAUUUCAAAAUACUUUAAUCU